AUGGAGCAUCAGGACUGGGAGGUGUUAUGUAUUGCUAUCACUAACCACACAAACGACGGAAACGGAGACCCAUUUCUUGGUUACAAACAAGCAAAAACCGGCUGCUAUGUUGCUACUUCUGUCCCUGAUUUCAUGGAUACUUUGCUUGACCCGUGGCGAAAUGUGAUUCAACGCGGAAGGGACACAACCUUAUUUUUUUUUGGCUGUGGAGCCAUCGUCAACGAGCCUGAAGGGUUUGGCGGUUUGCGUGCCUCUGUUGUCAGAUACCGGUUUUCAUCUGCAGUCGCAUUUACAGCCAAGCAUUUCCAUCCACCAUUCACCACUCACCUCAUGAUUAGUUUCACUCAGCUCAUCCUUGUCGAAGGUUUUCCACUGUGUGAAGCGUUCCCAAAUAUUCUUGAGCAAUCAGGAUUGGGCAUGCAUUCGGAUGUCAUUCUGAUGACUGCGACACCUGGGGAUGACGGCCCAACGGUGCCUCUACUGUGUACCCGUUACUCGUGGGCUCAUUCCGAUGCUCGUCCGUGGGGCAAUUCUCUUCCCGUGCAAUGUCCACAGUGCGGGUGCCCGACCCCGUGGAAGAGAACGUACGCAGAUUUCUCACUCAAAUACAUCGUUUUCCAGUGCACGUACAAAGGUUGUGGUCGCGUCAAUAAACAGGAGGACAAAUCUCCUCGCAAAAAGUACACCAUGACCUACAAGGCCCCGCCGGGGUCAUUACUACUUCCAGGGCGCAAACGAGGUGCCGCCUGGUUAGAGAUCCCCCUUGCAAAAUUCCCCGAGCCAGACCUGGAUGCAGUCACUGAUAUUUUGGAUACCGAGACCGUCUGA
Molecule: messenger RNA, 828 nt
Organism: Suillus fuscotomentosus
Lineage: Eukaryota; Fungi; Basidiomycota; Agaricomycetes; Boletales; Suillaceae
Exons: 2
Coding region: 1-828 (275 amino acids)
Source: RefSeq, a predicted model, not a curated record